Messenger RNA from Fusarium keratoplasticum, 1509 nucleotides. RefSeq lists its product as uncharacterized. Gene Ontology annotation, molecular function: transmembrane transporter activity. The record is from RefSeq and is a predicted model, not a curated record. Gene Ontology annotation, cellular component: membrane. The transcript is spliced from 12 exons. NCBI's taxonomy places the organism in Eukaryota, Fungi, Ascomycota, Sordariomycetes, Hypocreales, Nectriaceae. Gene Ontology annotation, biological process: transmembrane transport. Bases 1 to 1509 code for a protein of 502 amino acids.
AUGGCUACCGAUAUUAUCCAGGCACACGAUGCCUCGUCUCCAUCGAGCUAUGGCCGCGACAGCAAGACGCCAGUUCAGACGGUACUUGAGGAUAGCGGCUAUGUCGACCCAAAAGAAGAAAGGGCGUUUGUCUGGAGACUUGAUCUUGGUUUCUUGGUCAUCGGGUUCCUGGGAUACAUGUUCAAGUACAUUGACCAGACCAAUAUUAGCAAUGCCUAUGUGUCGGGCAUGAAGGAGGAUCUUUCCCUCUACGGCAACGAGCUCAACUUUUUUACCACUUAUUUCAAUAUCGGUUACAUCAUAAUGCUUUGGCCGUCUUGCAUUAUUAUCUCGCAUAUUGGCCCUUCAAAGUGGCUGCCAGCCUGUGAGGUGCGGAAGAAGACACCAAUCAUGCCGUUGUCCAUGGACUCUUCUAACAUUCGAGCAGGUUAUUUGGGGAAUGUCUAUGGCCUUCGGUUCCUCAUUGGCUUCUUCGAGGGAACUACCUGGCCUGCGUACUUCACCAUGAUCAGCCAAUGGUAUCUCCCACACGAGGUAGCUCUACGGAUGAGUCUAUACAAUAUCGCUCAACCCGCUGGUGCCAUGAUCUCUGGCGCCAUGCAGGGAGGAUUGUCAACCAAUAUGGAGGGCGUUCUGGGCCGUGCGGGAUGGCGAUGGGCCUUUAUCAUCAAUGGAGUCUGCACGAUUGCUGUGGCUUUAGUGGCCUUUUUCCUGCUCCCGGGAUACCCCGAGAGCCCAAAUCGUCUUGCAAAGUUCUAUCUUAAGCCUCGUCACAUCGAAAUCGCCCUUGCCCGUGCUCGUCGAGUCAACCGAAAGCCUCAGAUAGGCAUUACCCCAAAGACCUUUUUGCGAUGCUUCACGUUCUGGCAACUGUGGGCGAUCGGAAUUGCGUGGCCCAUUGGUGGCAAUUUCACUCCAUCCAACUACUACAACCUCUGGCUGAAGUCUCUCAAGAACCCUGACGGGACUAAGAAAUAUACUGUUGCGAUGCUGAACUAUCUGCCAAUUAUUGGACAAGCGGCCCAACUGGCUGCUGAGGUCAUUUAUAGCAGUGCGAGCGAUUACUUUGGCAAGCGUCUACCAUUCUUGCUCGUACAUUCUACUGUCAAUAUUACGUCCCUGGCUAUUCUCAUCGUCCGGCCCAAGAACGAACAACUGUACAUGGCUGGCUGGUACAUGAAUUACACAGGAGCGGUGUCGAUGAUGCUGCUAUGUUCCUGGGCCUCGGAGAACCUGCCCCACGAACCUCAAGUCCGAACAGUGCUCUUCGCAUCUGGAACUCUGUUUGCCUAUCUCCUCAGCGCUUUUGUGCCUCUUGCAGCUUAUCCUGCAUCUGAGGCACCAAACUGGCGCAUCGGUGCCAAACUUUACGUUGGGUUUGCCACCUUCGCCGUCUUCCUAUACAUCGCCAUUUACUUUGGCUUCAGGUGGGAGAAGAAGCGAGCCAAGAAACAAGGCCAGCUGACAACUGGUACAACCAAGGAUGAUGCUGAGCCUGGAUCCGAGUAA